Molecule: messenger RNA, 444 nt
Organism: Paramuricea clavata
Lineage: Eukaryota; Metazoa; Cnidaria; Anthozoa; Malacalcyonacea; Plexauridae
Source: the annotation of a GenBank genome assembly
AUGUUUGCACAAGGGAAAUCCGUUCCCAAUCCUAUUGAAUCGUGGUUACAGGCCUUGGGUGGUGCCAUUAACACCCAGCCUGAAUUUCUGAUGGUUGGUGCACUGACAGUGGUGUCGUGUCUAUUAGGAACACAGACUGAUUUCGAAGUCUGUGAACGGCACAAAGAAUGUUGCAAUCUGUUCACCCUUUGCCUGUGUGAACCCGGCACUGGAAAGAUGCAGGCAUACAAAGUGGCUGUGGAAUCACCACUAAAGAACAUUGAACCACCAAUAAUUAUUCAUGAUUACACCACAAAGGGUCUUCUUGACCACCUUCAGUCUCUAAAUGGGCGAGCCCUUCUGUGCCAUCCAGAGAUGUUAAGUUUUUACGAGACACUCCUGAAGCAACAAAGCGAAGGAAAUGGAGAAAUGCAAACUUCUACCAAACUGGAAUUGCUUGUUUGA